AUGUCUGCCAUUGCCACGCUUAGAUUGGCUUCGCGUCCUGCAGUCAGGCUCUCCAGAGCCCCAAUGCUGAGAUUCGCAGCCCUAGCAAGAUACUAUUCCUCCAAAUUCCCAGAGCACACCGUCAUCACCAUGCCAGCGUUGUCGCCAACCAUGACCCAAGGAAACAUCGUGAAGUGGCACAAGAAGGUUGGAGAUGCUCUACAGCCGGGCGAGUCCAUUGCCGAGGUCGAGACCGAUAAGGCAUCCAUGGACUUUGAGUUCCAGGAAGAGGGGUUCCUGGCUAAAAUCCUUGUUCCAGACGGAACCCAAGACAUUCCUGUUGGAAAGCCGGUGGCCGUGUACGUCGAGGAGAGUGGCGACGUUGCUGCGUUUGAGGGUUUCACCGCCGCAGACGCCGGCGAUGCAGGUGCUCCAGCCGCAAGCGAGCCAGCAAAGGAAGAGGCCCCUGCUCCAAAGAAGGAACCAAAGGAAGCGCCAAAGGAAUCCCAGCAGGCCAAAAAGUCAUCUCCUGCUCCAUCUGGCAGAAUCUUCGCUUCUCCACUGGCCAAAAACAUUGCUUUGGAGAAAGGCAUUUCUCUCAAGCAGAUUAAGGGUACUGGUCCAAACGGAAGAAUCGUGGCCAAGGAUGUCGAAAACUACAAGCCAGCAGCUCCAGAGGCCCCUGCCGCCCCAUCAGCCCCAGCAGCAGCCACUUACCAGGAUAUUCCAUUGACCACCAUGAGAAAGGUCAUCUCCAAGAGACUGACCGAGUCGAAGCAAACGUCUCCAGACUACAUCGUUUCCUCGACUAUGUCUGUCUCGAAACUGCUCAAACUCAGAGCCUCUCUGAACGCUGCUGCCAACGACAGAUACAAGCUCUCAGUCAACGACCUGCUGAUCAAGGCCAUUGCCAAGGCCUGUGAAAGAGUUCCUGAGGCCAACGCCUACUACAUGGAAAAGGAGGGAAUCAUCAGACAGUUCUCGAACGUUGACGUUUCGGUUGCUGUGGCCACUCCUACGGGUCUGAUCACCCCAAUUGUCAAAAACGCACACGCCAAGGGUCUUGAGACCAUCUCCAAGGAAGUCAAAGACCUCGGCAAGAGAGCCAAGGAGAACAAGCUGUCUCCAGAAGAGUUCCAGGGCGGCACCAUCACGAUCUCCAACCUGGGAAUGAACCCUGCUGUCACGCUGUUCACCUCCAUCCUGAACCCUCCACAAUCGGCUAUUCUGGCCGUCGGCACCGUCGAGAAGAAGGCCGUGCCUGACAAGGCCAGUCCACACGGCUUUGUGUUCGACGACGUGAUCAAAAUCACGGGAACUUUCGACCACAGAACUGUGGACGGCGCCAAGGGAGGCGAGUUCAUCAGGGCCCUCAAAACCAUAGUGGAAAACCCGCUGGAGAUGCUUUUGUAA
Molecule: messenger RNA, 1392 nt
Organism: Ogataea angusta
Lineage: Eukaryota; Fungi; Ascomycota; Pichiomycetes; Pichiales; Pichiaceae
Exons: 1
Coding region: 1-1392 (463 amino acids)
Biological process (GO): pyruvate decarboxylation to acetyl-CoA
Cellular component (GO): pyruvate dehydrogenase complex
Molecular function (GO): dihydrolipoyllysine-residue acetyltransferase activity
Source: RefSeq, a predicted model, not a curated record